AUGCUCCUAUCCAUCAUUCUUCUCCUUCCACUGCAGCAGGGCAGCUCACCUCACCUGCAGCAGCAGCAGCAGCAGCAGCAGCAACAGCCGAAGCAGCAGCAGCAGCAGCAGCAGCAGCAGCAGCAGAAGGGGAUCCCCGGCAGCAGCAGGGGAUGGAGCAGCGAGAGCAGUGGAGCCGCCCAGGCGAUCCCAGACGAUCCCAGACGAUCCCCGGGUUUGGGUUCGCAUCAUGGUAUUAAACAUUACUACUUGUUAAUAAAAAAACAAAAACCCUUUUUCUCUUUCCCCCACGGCUCUUCGGGGGCCCCCCAGCAGCAGCAGCAGCAGCAGCAGCAGCAGCAGCAGCAGCAGCAGCUGCUGCUGCUGCUAGCCGCUGCAGCCGAUCCUCAGGCGGAGCCCAAUGCUGCUUCGGGGGCUCUCCGCAUGCAGCAGCAGCAGCAGCAACAGCAACAGCAGCAGCAGCUGCGACGGCAGCAGCAGCAGCAGCAGCAGCAGCAGCAGCAACAGCAGCAGCAGCAGCAGCAAGAAGAACAACAGCAGCAGCGUCAACCCGCAAGAAGGCGCUUUGUCUCAAGCGGGCUUCGCAGGCGCUGCUGA
Molecule: messenger RNA, 597 nt
Organism: Eimeria mitis
Lineage: Eukaryota; Apicomplexa; Conoidasida; Eucoccidiorida; Eimeriidae
Exons: 5
Coding region: 1-597 (198 amino acids)
Source: RefSeq, a predicted model, not a curated record